This is a messenger RNA of Heteronotia binoei (common prickly gecko), 2714 nucleotides long. Its product is annotated as beta-1,4-galactosyltransferase 3-like. Bases 409 to 1455 code for a protein of 348 amino acids. The transcript is spliced from 7 exons. The record is from RefSeq and is a predicted model, not a curated record. Gene Ontology annotation, molecular function: glycosyltransferase activity. Lineage: Eukaryota; Metazoa; Chordata; Lepidosauria; Squamata; Gekkonidae. Gene Ontology annotation, biological process: carbohydrate metabolic process.
ACGAUUCCCAGUAUGCCCGGGGAGAGUGCGUUGCAUCCUGGGAGCUGUAGUCCUGAACCCUCCGGUGACAAGAGAGCGAGCGAGCGAGCGAGUACUAAGCGGGGAGGUGUAGCAACCAGGGCAGCUGUUUAAUGGAAGUGUUCGGCACGCGCCCGCCUCCAUGAGGCAGGCAGAUUGAUUAAUGGAAGAAUGGAUAAAGAUGUACAGGAGAUAGUUAAAAUCUAAAACAUUUGAAUAAUAUGCAGAUCACAUAAUAUGAUAAUGUAAAAUGCUUUAAAAGGAUGCUACGUACCUCAUUCACCUGACCAACACUAAUGCUUACUUUAAUACUUACCCCUUUAAAAUAUUAAUGUGUACUGAAGAAUUUCUAGCACAGCUAAAUCUUGUGCAAGGCCUUUGGAGAAAAAAAUGUCCCUCUCUCGAGUUGAAAAUCCUUGCUUUCUUCUUUUCUUGGUCAUCUUUCAAGCAAUAUUUAUUUUGAUAUUAUAUCGAGGUGGAGCUUCAAGUGUGUUUCAGGGUUUUUUAGAUGUUCCUCAACCAUUGGACUACUCAAAAACGGAAGAUGUGUAUACAAAUCUCAGCUUGUUUAUUCAUGCUCCUGAUAAGGAAACUAUGCCGUACUGUACACCACAGUCACCAAUAUUUGUUGGACCCUUAAAAAUUACCUUUAACGUGCUACGCAGUGAAAGAACAAUCAUCAGCAAAAAUCCUUAUGUCCGGUUAGGUGGGCAGUACAGCCCUCCCCACUGCCUGGCUCGUUACAAAACGGCAAUCAUUGUGCCACACAGGAACCGUGAAAAACAGCUGCGCCACUUGCUGUAUUACCUUCAUCCCUUCCUCCAGCGUCAGCAGCUUCACUACCGCAUCUACUUGAUUCACCAGGCUGGAAAUGGUCCAUUUAACCAAGCAAAACUUCUUAAUAUUGGCAUCCGUGAGGCCAUGAAGGAUGACGACUGGGAUUGCCUGCUUCUGCAUAAUGUAGACCUUGUUCCAGAGAAUGAUUAUAAUCUCUAUGUCUGUGAUGAAUACUACCCCAAACACAUGUCCAGUGCCAUAGACAAGUUACAGUACAGUUUGCCAUAUUGGUCCUUCUUUGGCGGUGUGUCCGCUUUGACCCCAGAGCAUUACAUGAAGAUGAAUGGGUUUCCAAAUACCUACUGGGACCGCGGUGGUGAGCAUGAUGACAUUGCUGAAAGGAUUAGGUUAGCAGGAAUGAAAAUAGUUCGGACCCCACCACAUCUUGGGCGUUACAAGAUGAUGGACCGUGGGCAAAUUUCUAGCUAUGCUGACACUGUUAAAAGGCCUGCUGUAUUACACACUAGAAUAACAUGGAAGGACGAUGGAAUGAAUUCUCUAGAGUUCAAAGUCUUGGCCAAGAAGCAGCAUCCUCUUUAUACUAACAUUACUGUGGAUAUCGGGGACCCACCAAUGCAGCCUUCACUGAGCAAAAUAUAGGAGAGCAAAGGCUGAGAUUGUGACAACAUCUGACUGUUUGGCAAUGCUGCACAUGCCUGAGAACACAGCGGUUAUGAAAGUGCAUUUCUUUACUCUGAACUUCUGUUUACAAGAAGGAAAUGAGAAGUGCUCAGGAAUGGCAACAGUGGUAUUAACUUUAUUGUGAAAAACACUUGAGCACUGUUAAGUGCAAUGACUACUGAGACUCUGCACUCUUCCCUCACUACGUGCACAGCUCUUCUCAAAGAGCAAACUGUAGAACACCCAGCCAGCUACACUGUGAUGUGAGUACUUCAGAUUAGUGGGUACUUCAGAUUAUUGUAUCCUUUCUGCAACUACCUGAACUGAAUGCAAGAUACUCUUACGUGUUUGACCUAGUUAAGAACAGUUUGUUUUUGAGAAGGAUUGCCAAUUAGACAGCCUGUUCUUCUGCACCUUAGUGCGAAGGCUUUAAGGCUGCAGUUAAGUGUUACUAUAAGUGUUAACAUUUUUUUUUUAAAAAAGCAACUCAAUGAAAUCAAACUCAAGUUGAAAAGUUGAGAAGCAAUGUUUUUUUUUGUAAUGUACCUAAAAGUUAUUUGCACUGUUUCUUUUCAUGCUUUAGCAAACUUGGUCUGUCCCUAAUACUUAACUACCUCCAGAAAGCAAAUGCUCACACCCAGUUCAAUCACCAUGGGAGUACCCCUGAGAAUUUUCUGUGACAAGCCAUCGGGCUGCAAUGUGCGAUUCUGUUUGCCCCUAUAAAUUAUAUAUUACAGCACUUGUCUGUCACCAACUGCUAAGGAUUUUUGUAAACACCUGUAGGAUAGUAAAUGUUUGUGUUAACAGUUUUACAUUGAGAGAAAUGUCAGGUUUUUUCCUGAGUUUCUAGAAGAUGUUAUAAAUGUGAGAAUUAUCUUACAGCUUAAAAUGUGGUUCAGUCUAAAGCAAGAGAGGGAUACUUGCACUGUACAGUCAGAGUUGUCCAGAGCACAUGGUGUUACUGAGAAUGCACUAGUCUAAAAACCUCUUCGUCCAUAUGCAAACAGACUUUUUUCUUCCCGAAGAUUGUUCUUAAAUGCUGUGUCAUAUUUAAGUCUCUCUACAGUCUUUCACUGUAUUUACUUGCACUUGUUUUCCAAACUUUAUAUAUAAACCAAGGUGUUUUUAAAAAGCUGAUAAGAAAUUAAGAACCACAAUUUACAAACAAUAAUUUUUUUUCAAUUUGUCAUGGAUUUGUUGACUUCUGUUGCAAGCAGAAUAAAAUUUUAUGUAAGAAA